Babjeviella inositovora NRRL Y-12698 is the source of this 2763-nucleotide messenger RNA. It is a transcript of the gene NGS1, whose product is annotated as Ngs1p. The record is from RefSeq and is a predicted model, not a curated record. Gene Ontology annotation, biological process: carbohydrate metabolic process; peptidoglycan turnover. NCBI's taxonomy places the organism in Eukaryota, Fungi, Ascomycota, Pichiomycetes, Serinales. The coding region runs from base 1 to 2763 and encodes 920 amino acids. The transcript has a single exon. Gene Ontology annotation, molecular function: hydrolase activity, hydrolyzing O-glycosyl compounds; acyltransferase activity, transferring groups other than amino-acyl groups.
AUGUACGCGACAACACACUCGCAGGCAGGCCAACUCCUCAUCGGUGGCUUCGAGGGUACAACGGUGACACAGCAGGCGAGCGAUCUCAUCACAAAGCACCACGUGGGGCUGAUGAUCCUCAGCAGCAGAAAUUUUGCGACCGCGGCACAGACACAACUGCUCAUUCUCGAGCUCCAGCGCCUUGCACACGACUCCGGGUACACGUACCCGCUCCUCUUCGCGAUAGACCAAGAGGGCGGCAUGAUGAACCUGUUGUUUGAUGAGGAGAACAUCACGCAGUUUCCCGGCGCCAUGGCGCUUGCGGCGACGGGCUCCGAAGAUCUCGUCUACGACGUGUGCAAGGCUAUAGCCGUGGAGCUCAAGUCAAUCGGGUUCAACCUUAUUUUGGGGCCCGUAUUGGAUGUGGUCACCGCAAUGGGAAAUCAUCUCAUCGGUGUGCGCUCGUUCAGCAGCACGGUGGAGGAGGUAGUCAAGUAUGGCGCGGCGGCCGCGCGUGGCUUGCGUGCGGGCGGCAUGAUGACUGCGGGAAAACACUUUCCCGGAAUUGGUAGCGCGGCAGUCGACUCGGUGCUCGAGCUCCCCAUGAUGCCCGAGUCGCUUGCGCAGAUCGAAGGUGCAAAUGCAGUACCGUUCGCGCGUUUGAUCGAGGCGGGCUUGCUCGAUGCGGUGUCCGUGGCGGGCUGCGCGGUGCCUAACAUUUCGCCUGAGGAAACGCACGCAUGUUUGAGUCCCGUGGUGAUCAACCAGCUCCUCCGUGGCAAGCUCCGCUUUAACGGCGUGGUGAUCAGCGAGUGUCUCGAGAUGGACGCACUCUACCGCAAUUACGGACUUUCCCAGGGUGUGAUUAUGGCGAUCUUUGCCGGCUGUGACUUGGUCAUGGUCUGCCACGACUACACGCUUCAGGAAGAGGCACUUACCCUGAUUUCAAAAGCCAUGAUGUACGGCAACUUGGCCCCGGGAAUGUUCCGCCGUGCGCUCGAACGUGUGGAAGCGCUCCAGCGGCAACUUCCACCGUGGGAGCAGGUAUCCCAGCCGUUAACACUCUCACCCGAGGCUAGGCUUGCACACCAGGUGCUUUCCCAGCUCGCGUAUCAGAAGUCCGUCACCCUUGUCCGCGACUAUAACAACUGCUUGCCCUUGGACAAGUUUCUCGAGGCACCGGCCGUUCCAGAGACUGACCGCUUAGACAUUCUCCUUCUUACUCCGCUCUUGGACCCGUUGUACACGCUCAAGCCGGGCGCAGACGUGACGCCCGAUGCGUACCGCGGCGAGGAAGUCUUUCAAGCCUUUGGCUUACUGCUUUCCCAGUACAACUAUAACGUGACCCACACAACCUACACUGCGAACGGGCUCACCUCCCUCCACGAGUCACUCCUCAUGCGCGCAAGGGUGGUGAUUGUUGCGACGGCUGAGUCCAGCCGCUACAUGUUCCAAAUCGGCAUCGUCAAACACAUCUCCAUCCUCUGCAGUGCGACACCGCCCAAACCGUUGGUGCUUCUCGCGGUCUCCUCGCCCUACGAUUUCUACUACAACCGCAACAUUGGCUCGGUAUACAUUUCUUCUUAUGAAUAUACGGAGAAUGCGCUUGCCCAGGUACCGGGAAUCUUGUUCGGUGAGCGCGAGGCACGCGGUAGCAUUCCAGGUGAGGGUCGCAACCGGCUGCGCAAGGUCAACCGCUUGUGGUUAGUAGACGACUUCGAUGUGCAGCGUGACUGGCCGGGUGUAAAGAAGUUGUGGCGAGAUGAGUUUGCUGGCGAUGGCGACGAGACGCUCUUCGCACCGCCGGGGAACCCUGUGCUGUUCUUCCGCUGGAUGUUUCUCCUCCUCAGCUCUACCGCGGCUGUCCAGAAACACUUUGUGGUUCGUAAUUCUUCGAUGAAUACGGUGCUCGGCGUGUGCUUUGUAUGGGUGAAUGCGGUGUCGUGCACGGGCAACAUCCACUGCAUAUUGGUAGACAAGGCGCGCCGCCACCAGUCGAUUGGCAAGAACUUGCACGCGCGCGCGAUGCGCUACCUCACACAGGAGCGCGGCGUCACACGUGUGUACCUUGGUGCGGCAUUUCCCCUUGUGAUCAUCCCGUCCAGCGCCGCGCACCGGCUCCAUCAGACACUCCAGAACCUUAACGGCUGGGAUUCUGGCGCAGUGGUGCCCUUCUUGCGUGCUGUGGGCUGGAGUCUCACGUCCGGCGCCACCAAUUACCCCCAGUAUGUGAUGAAGAUGGACAACCUCCAGGACUGGCUGGUUCCCAAGAAGAUCUUUCGCGAGCUAAUGAUUGUGGGGGUACAGUUUGAUAUUUGCCGCGACGUCACACAGUUGCUCCCGUUGAUCCGUGACCACUACAGCAAUCCGUUCGGCGUUGAGUUGUACCAGGAGGCAUAUCGUCACUUGAACAAGGGUGUCCAGAUUAUUGUCGCGCUCGAGCCCGCAGCACAGGGCGUUGUAGGUGGGAUUAUUCUCUUCACCAACAAGAGCGCGCUCACCAAAUAUUAUCCGUUUCUCGAGGAGCUCAGCCCCGCUGGCAUGGGUACUCCGCCUACCGUCGGUGGCAUCGCGGGCCAGUUUAUUGACCUGGCUUACUCCAACUUGACGGAGGUGUUCAACUUUGGGCUCAUCUGCACCGCCAUCCGUUAUUUUAAAGCUCAAGCCGUCUCUCAGUGUGCCAUUUGCGGUAUCAACGAGAAACAGGUCUCUGGUGUUACCGAGUUUGGUUUCUCCCCUUGGAAAACGUAUUUUGACCAAUACGAGGUGAAAACGUUCAAGUAA